Messenger RNA from Parus major (Great Tit), 2298 nucleotides. RefSeq names its product cysteinyl-tRNA synthetase 2, mitochondrial (gene CARS2). Gene Ontology annotation, molecular function: ATP binding; cysteine-tRNA ligase activity. The transcript has 13 exons. Gene Ontology annotation, cellular component: cytoplasm. NCBI's taxonomy places the organism in Eukaryota, Metazoa, Chordata, Aves, Passeriformes, Paridae. Bases 838 to 2196 code for a protein of 452 amino acids. Gene Ontology annotation, biological process: cysteinyl-tRNA aminoacylation. The record is from RefSeq and is a predicted model, not a curated record.
GGGAGGAAAAGGGAAGGAGGGAGGACGGCCGAGGGACAGAACUUGCUGCGGCUCCCUUGUUCGUGGCAGUGGCGAGGGAAGGGUCAUUGGGGGACGCCGCCGGGAGCUACGUUGUAGAGGAGGCUGGCGGCGGAACGCCCCCGUCCCGCAUGGUUGCUGGCGAGGAGCAGAAGGGGCGCCCGGGUACAGCCCUGUGCCCCCCGCUUUCUCUCCGCCGGAGUAACCCGGGGUUCAUGCGGAGGAACCCCGCUGCCGGUCAGCAUUGCCUUUGUGUCCUGGAGUCGUCACGUCCCGCAGCCUGCAGGCACCCGGCUCUGCCAGGAUUGGGGCGCGAGGAGCGGGGAAGGCGGAGCUGGAAAGACCUACCCCAGCUCUGCUGAAGCAAAACAACGUGCGCUUUCUGCCUCUUGUUUUUUUUUUAGCAGACGUCACUGGCAAUCCCCUAAUUUAGGGGAGACUGAGUCAUCACUUCUGAGCGCCCCGACUCGCUGGUGCAGUCGCUGCUGAGUGAGGCCCUGAGGUUGUGCCCGCUGCAGGGAGCGGAGGGAGCGGCGGCCUCGCUGGGCACCUCAGCGUCUCAGCCCCUGUUAAAUGUUCUUGCUGCUGCCGUCAGCCAGCUUCGUGUGUGAACGUCCGGAGCUGGGGUUUUCAGGGAAGAACAGGCAGCUCUUCAGCAAUACUACCAAUAUCCUCCCUGCCACCCUCCAGUGGGAGAAAUGCACCCAAGUUCUUUUCUGAGGAGUGGAGACGGAGAGUAGACCAAACUUUUUGAAGUGAUACAGACCCGCUGUUUCGGGCUAAUGUCAGAGGGCACUUCCUUGUUUUCUGAAGAUAACUAUGAAUGUAUCGCCUGUAGCUCUUGCUCGUAUUUAUGAAGAAGACUUUAAACAAGAUAUGGCUGCCUUAAAGGUGCUUCCUCCUACAGUAUAUAUGAGGGUGACUGAGAAUAUUCCUCAAAUAAUUUCCUUUAUAAAAACAAUAAUUUCCAGUGGACAAGCUUAUGCAACCUCGCAAGGCAAUGUUUAUUUUGAUGUUAAAUCCUGGGGAAAAAGAUAUGGAGUGUUAACUGCUGUGAGCCUUCAUACUCAAGAUGAAGCAGUUGAUUCUGAUAAACGACAUGGUAAAGAUUUUGCCCUGUGGAAGGCUGCCAAGCCUCAGGAGCUGUCUUGGAAUUCUCCCUGGGGAAAAGGACGACCUGGAUGGCACAUUGAAUGUUCCACAAUAUCAAGUGCAGUGUUUGGAAAGCAGCUGGACAUCCAUACUGGUGGAAUAGAUCUUGCAUUUCCUCAUCAUGAAAAUGAAAUUGCACAGUGUGAGGUGUAUCAUCAGUGUGAGCAAUGGGGAAAUUACUUUCUGCAUUCUGGGCAUUUGCAUGUUAAAGGAAGUAAAGAAAAAAUGUCAAAGUCAUUAAAAAACUACAUAACGAUUAAGGAUUUCCUGAAGAAAUGUUCAUCAGAUCAAUUCAGAAUGUUUUGUUUGCGUGGAAGAUACAGCUCAGCAGUAGAAUUUAGUGAGGAGAGCAUGGAAGAUGCAAAGAACCUUCUGCAGGCAAUCUCCUCAUUUAUUAGAGAUGCAAAUGCUUAUAUAAAAGGACAGCUGGUGUGUGACCCUGUUAGAGAAGACAUAUUGUGGGAAAGGCUAGCCAACACAAAAGUAACCGUGAAGGCUGCGUUUGCAGAUGACUUUGACACCUCCAGGGCUGUUGCAGCAAUUAUGGACCUCAUUCACCAUGGCAACAGACAGCUUAAGGCUGUUACUAAGGAUGCUGGAUCUCCUAGAAGCUCUGUUGUGUAUGGAAGCAUUAUUUCCUAUAUAGAAAGCUUUUUCAGUGCCCUUGGGAUGUCCUUUGGAGAAAGCCAGGUGGCUGUGGGAGGAGACAAGUCUGCAGUGCUCAGCAGUGUCAUUGAAGAGCUGGUGAGGUUCCGCAUGAAGGUCCGACACUACGCGCUGGCUCUGCCGGAAACAGCAGAUGCUGUGCCUGUGGAGAGUGCGGUGGGAGCCGAGGAGCCCAAACAGGAGCAGAAGGAAAAGAGGAAGCAGUUAAUGCAGGAGAGAAAGCCCCUUUUGGAGGCUUGUGACAGUCUGCGUGGAGACCUUGCUGCCUUUGGAAUCCACAUAAAGGACAGAGCUGCUGUUUCAACCUGGGAAAUUGUGGAAGGAGGGCAGACAGAGAAGCAGACUGAGAAAAAAAGCUGAUCCUUCAUCCUUGGACUUGUUUUUUAUUUCACCACUUUGGCAACUGUUGUAAAUACUGAUUCUUUCAAAAUAAAAUCUGUUGAACAGAAUGGCUAAAAACGA